AUGGAGAAAAACACAGGAACCAGGGUUUUCAAGAAGACCUCACCGAAUGGAAAAAUCACUACCUAUCUCGGCAAGCGGGAUUUCAUCGAUCGAGGAGAUUAUGUCGAUCUUAUUGAUGGAAUGGUGCUUAUUGAUGAGGAUUAUGUGAAAGAAAACAAAACGGUCACCGCUCAUCUCUUGGCCGCUUUCCGAUACGGAAGAGAGGAUUUAGAUGUGUUGGGACUCACUUUCCGCAAAGAUCUUAUCAGUCAACAUUUUCAUGUGUUCCCUCCAGAUGAAUCGCAGCCAAAACGGCCGUUGACAAGACUACAAGAGCGUUUGAGAAAGAAACUCGGCCCAAACGCGUUUCCCUUUUGGUUUGAAGUGGCGCCAAGGAGUGCCAGCAGUGUCACAUUACAGCCAGCUCCUGGUGAUACUGGAAAGCCUUGUGGUGUUGACUAUGAGUUGAAAACGAUCGUUACCUCCGGUCCAGUGAAUGGAACCGAAACUGACAAGCCAAAGAAACACAACUCGGUGCGAUUAGCGAUUCGAAAAUUGACGUAUGCACCGCGAGAGCCGAGACCUCAACCAACAAAAGAUGUUUCAAAAGAGUUUAUGAUGAGUCCUGGAUUGUUGCAUAUGGAAUGCUCACUGGAUAAAGAGAUGUAUUAUCACGGAGAGACAAUCGCCGUCAACGUUCACCUCCAAAACAACAGCAACAAAACAGUCAAGAAGAUUAAAGUAUCUGUGGUUCAAGUCGCUGACAUUUGCCUCUUCACGACCGCCUCAUACUCUUGUGAAGUGGCUCGAGUCGAGAAUUGUGAGGGCUUCCCAGUGGGACCUGGAGCGACGAUCUCGAAAGUGCUCGGACUGACGCCUCUUCUCACCAACAAUAAGGACAAACGAGGACUCGCACUUGAUGGUCAAUUGAAACACGAGGACACGAAUCUCGCCUCGUCAACAAUCUAUGAUAUCGAAGCAAAAACUCCAAAAGAGAACCUUGGCAUCAUCGUACAGUACAAAGUGAGAGUUCGAGCGUUGAUACAAGGUCCACUCGGUGGAGAACUGACCGCCGAGUUGCCAUUCACUCUCACCCACUCGAAACCACCAGAGACACCGGAGAGAAAGGAUCGACCAUCGAUCGUUAACAUCGUUCACGCAAAUCCGAACAGUAACGACGAGGUGGCUGACAUCGAUCUCAUUCAACUUGAUGACAAAGAGGAGAGUGGAGGCGCUGAGGAUGAUGAUUUGAUUUUUGAGGAUUUUGCGCGUCUUCGAUUGAAAGCCGCUGAUUCGCAAGAGGAUCCGCUCAAA
Mesorhabditis belari is the source of this 1293-nucleotide messenger RNA. The record is from the annotation of a GenBank genome assembly. NCBI's taxonomy places the organism in Eukaryota, Metazoa, Nematoda, Chromadorea, Rhabditida, Rhabditidae.